This is a messenger RNA of Vigna unguiculata (cowpea), 522 nucleotides long. RefSeq names its product anaphase-promoting complex subunit 11-like. Gene Ontology annotation, molecular function: zinc ion binding; cullin family protein binding; ubiquitin protein ligase activity. Gene Ontology annotation, cellular component: anaphase-promoting complex. Gene Ontology annotation, biological process: anaphase-promoting complex-dependent catabolic process. NCBI's taxonomy places the organism in Eukaryota, Viridiplantae, Streptophyta, Magnoliopsida, Fabales, Fabaceae. The record is from RefSeq and is a predicted model, not a curated record.
AUGCCAUUGAUCACAAAUCCAUUACUUGAAAGGGCCACGUGUGUUAUUGUUGCUAGGCACGGGAUCGGAGAUGAAAGUGAAGAUCUUGCUAAAUGGCACGGUAUUGUUUCGUGGACUUGGGAUGCUCAAGAUGAAACGUGUGGGAUCUGUAGAAUGGCCUUUGAUGGAUGUUGUCCAGACUGUAAACUUCCAGGGGAUGACUGUCCUCUGAUUUGGGGUGUAUGCAAUCAUGCGUUUCAUUUGCACUGUAUCCUGAAAUGGGUUAAUUCUCAAACAUCACAAGCGCAUUGCCCCAUGUGCCGUCGUGAAUGGCAGUUUAAAGGAUAAGAACAUUGGCUUUUUCCCUUAAGGGUGACUGACUACUGAACAUUGUAGAUGUGAUCUUGUUAAUUUGAAUAUACUUCAAUUUUACCAUGCAUAUAAAUGUACUGGGUUGUGAUUAGUGUUGUAUUGUGCCUCUUCAUGGGUUGAAGGGUUCUUAUUUAUAUUUAGUUAUUCCUUUUUAUCAUGAUUAUGCCAAAA